Lymnaea stagnalis (great pond snail) is the source of this 27743-nucleotide messenger RNA. The record is from the annotation of a GenBank genome assembly. Lineage: Eukaryota; Metazoa; Mollusca; Gastropoda; Lymnaeidae.
CCAAGAUGGAGUCCACCCGACUGACCACACUGAUAUGGCAUUACAUGAACGAGCUGGAGGAGGUCAGGAUCAGGACGGCCCACGAGGUCAAAUACAUUGAGAAAGAAGGUGACAGGCGAAUCCCAACGUCCUCUUGUCGAUUUGUCAAAUUAUAUAUUAAGGGUUGUAUGGUCCAUUUGUCAUUUGCUAUAUUAGAGGUGUCCGGUCGAUUAUCACAUUCAUCGCUAGGGGCUCCCUGGCCUAUUUGUCACAUUCUAAGAAAAGAAUUUUCGAACAGAUCUAUUAGACCGGGUGGAGCUUUUAAAAUUUAUAUUAAAGGGGUGGCUAGACAUACUGUCCGUGACUAUGAUGGAACUAGUCACUCCGAUUAAACCAAUGUUUAGUGAAUGGCUAGACAUAGUGUCUGGAACUAUGAUGGAACGGGUCACUCCAAAUAAACCUAUGUUUAGUGAAUGGCUAAACAUAAUAUCUGUAACUAUGAUGGAACGGGUCACUCCAAUUAAACCAAUGUUUAGUGAAUGGCUAGACAUAGUGCCUGUAACUAAUGAUGGAACAGGUCAUUCCAAUAAAACUUAUUUUUAGUGAAUGGUUAGACAUAAUGUAAGUGGCUGCGACAUUUUCCGGAGUCAGUAAAGCUUCGAAAAUUGCCUGUUAUGAAUCAAGAUACGACAUUUCAUGUAAUAUGUCAAGCAACGAAAUUUUCCGAAAUGAGUUUAGCUGAGACAUUUCCCGUAAUUUUUCUAGCUGCCUAAUUUCCCUUAAUGAGUAUAGCUGCGACAUUUCCCAUAAUGAGUGUAACUGCAACAUUUACCGUAAUGAGUCUAGCUGCGAAAUUUCCCUAAAUGAGUCUAGCUGCCACAUUUGCCGUAAUGAGUCUAGCUGCAAACUUUCCCGUAAUGAGUCUAACUGCCACAUUUCCCGUAAUGAGUCUAACUGCCACAUUUACCGUAAUGAGUCUGACUGCCACAUUUCCUGUAAUGAGUCUAGCUGCGAACUUUCCCGUAAUGAGUCUAACUGCCACCAUUCCCAUAAUGAGCCUAAGUACCACAUUUCCCGUAAUGAGUCUAGCUGCGGCAGUUUUCAAAGUUUUAUAGCCAUUUUAAUUGUUUCUAUAGUAUAGUAGUUACUAUCCUAAUGUCUCAUUUUUAUUUUAGUUAGUUUACAUGUUUUUAAUCAUUGUAAAGCGCUUAGAGCUUUAAGGUAAGCGUUAUAUAAAAAUGCCUAAAUAAAUAAAUAAUGAGCCUAAGUAAGUAGUGUAGUAGGGUCAAAUCAAUUAGUAUUUUGGAGGAGGCUGGGAGGAGUUUCUAUUCCAAAGGGGAAUAACCCGAUAAUUACUUUUUUGUAAUGGUCUUAUAAAAGUGACAUCACUUUGCUUUCUGUUGUUGUACGAGUGUAAUUAUAUUGAAUUGAUUAUAUUUGUACUGUUGUACAAAGCUAUAUUUGAUUGCUUAAUUUGUGCAUGCCUAAUAUUAUUGAUUUGUAAUUAAGUUGAUUAAUUUUAAAAGUAUUUUAAAAAGAAGACAAAAGAGGGAUUCGUAUUUUAUAUUAAUUUUAUUAUAUCAUUCAAUGUAAUCAAUUUAAGUGGUUAUCAUAGUGUUUUGGGUAUAUUUUUUUUCUUGUAUUUUAAUUAGUUUCCUUGUCUAUUUUAAGUGAUUCUCAAAGUAUGGGGGUCAUUUUUGGUUGCCUUUUAAUAAGUUUUCUUAUAUUUUUAAUUAGUUUUCUUGUAUAUUUAAAGUGGUUAUCACGAUGUCGGGGUCGAUUUUCUAAUAAGUGGUUCUCAUUAGGUGUGAAUCAUAACGAUUUUUCUUCUCGUUAUUGAAUAAUUCGGUUGUAACAGGAUAACUUUAUUGAAUUUUAUUUAUGAGUAAUCAAAUAUUUCUCAUUUUCAGGGGGUUCUCAAAGUGUUUUGGUUGUAUAUUUUCUUGUAUUUUAAUUAGUUUUUUUGUCUAUUGUAUAUGGUUUGGUAGGCAGGACAAGUGGUUUUAAGCUUCUUCUUGGCAAGUUUGAGGAUUGAGUAGGGUCCUAAUUAGAGUUAUUGUAGUGUGUUGUUUAAAUUUUUUUAGGUUUAGUGAGUUAUGUUUUGUGCGCAUGACAGAUGUUUUAAGUUUCUUCUCGUCAAUUUUCGAUUGAGUGGUUAUCAUUUUUUUACUUUCUAAUAAGUGGUUCUCAUUAGGUGUGAAUCAUAAAGAGUUUUCUUCUCGUUAUGGAAUAAUUCGAUUGUAACAGGAUAACUUUUUUGAAUUUUAUUGAUGAGUAAUCAAAUAUUUCUAAUUUUUAGUGGGUUCUCAAAGUGUUUUGAUUGUAUACUUUCUUGUAUUUUAAUUAGUUUUCUUGUAUAUGUUAAGGUAUUCUCAAAAUAUGGGGGUCAUUUUUGGUGGCAUUUUAGUAGGUUUUCUUAUAUUUAAAAUCGUUUUCUUAUAUAUUUAAAGUGGUUAUCACUAUGUCGGGGUCAAUUUUCUAAUAAGUGGUUCUCAUUAGGUGUGAAACAUAACGAGUUUUCUUUUGUUAUUGAAUAAUUCGGUUGUAGCAGGAUAAUUUUGUUGAAUUUUAUUUUAUGAGUAAUCAAAUAUUUCUCAUUUUCAGCAGGUUCUCAAAGUGUUUUGAUAGUAUAUUUUCUUGUAUUUUAAUUAGUUUUCUGUCUAUUUAAAGUGGGUAUCGCGAUGUCGGAGUCGAUUUUCUAAUAAGUGGUUCUCAUUAUGUGUGACUCAUAACGAGUUUUCUUCUUCUUAUUGAAUAAUUCUGUUGUAACAGGAUAAGUUUAUUGAAUUUUAUUUAUGAGUAAUCAAAUAUUUCUCAUUUUUUUCAGUGGGUUCUCAAAAUGUUUUGAUAGUAUAUUUUAUUGUAUUUUAAUUAAUUUUCUUGUCUAUUUUAUAUGGUUUGGUAGGCAGGACAGGUGGUUUUAAAUUUCUUCUUGGCAAGUUUGAGGACCGAGUUGACUCAUAGUCUGCGUUUUUGUAGUGUUUUGUUAAAAUUUUUAGGCUUAGUGAGUUAUGUUUUGUGCGCAUGACAGAUGUUUUAAGCUUCUUCUUGACAAGUUUGAGGACCGAUUUGACUCAUAGUUUGCGUUUUUGUAGUGUGUUGUUUAAAUUUUUAGGAUUAGUGGGUUAUGUUUUGUACGCAUGAAAGAUGUUUUAAGUUUCUUCUUGUCAAUUUUGAGGGGUAGGGUCCUAAUUAGCGUUUUUGCAAUUUGUUGUUUAACUUUGUAGGCUUGGUGGGUUAUAUUUUUAAUUAGUUUUCUUAAUAAUACGAGAACCAUUGAGUUAUAUUUUUCCAUAGUCUUACAAUGCGCCAGCUUGGGUCUUCCAAAUCCCAAGGUCUGUUGCUAUUAAGUACACAUGACCCUUCGACACGUGUGUGAGUAACGUUAUCAUUUAAACCGGCCAGGGAGUAAACGGGGCGGGCAUGGCGUGUAAAAAAAAAUCAAUUGUGGGGGGGGGGGGGUAGGGGUCGUGGAAUGUACGUGCAUACCAGCGUUAGUCAGGGGAUAUGGGGGGUGGGGGUCAAUUUUCUAACGAGUGGUUUUCAAAGUAUUUUGAUUGUAUUUUUUUUUCUUAUACUUUUUAAUAGUUUUCUUGUAUAUUUUAAGUGGGUCACAAAGUGUUUUGAUUGUAAUUUUUCUUAUAUUUUUAUUUAGUUUUCUUGUAUAUUUUAAGUGGGUUUAAUUAUGUAAUUUUUUUUUACUAAGCAUCUUUAAAAUUCAACCCUACAUAAUUACAAAUAGAGUGCAGAGAACACGGCUAGCCUAGGCUAAGGACACAUACCCAUUUCUAAGGUUAUGUGUAAUGACUGUCUUAAAAUUAAAACAAUAGUGAUAAGAAAACUCGCAACUUAUACCCGGUUAGCCCAGCUAACAUACCAUAACACCCCUUUACUGGACAGGUCUAAUUUAACGGUUUCCAGAGACGGGGUAGAGCUAGAAAACCGUCAGACUAUGGGCAGACACCGGCACGUGAGGCAAAGCUCCCAGGUGUUUUAGUACAAGGGACCUAUUGGACUGGGGGAAUUAGGGGUGUUACUAUAGCAGAAGUCUGUGUAUUAACGGCUUAGUGUAUUAGAAAGAUUUAGACCCCUUUGUUUAGAUGAAAAUGAUCGAGGGUUUAAUGGUAGACACAAACAUUACACGUGCACAGAGGGGAGGGGGAUUGUAAGCGAUACGGGAGUAAAUAACUUUUAGUGACAAGGGUUCUAAAAAUUUUAGGUUGUGAUGAUUAUUAGUAAAGUAUAUACAUCAACACCAUGUAGAAAAUAACAGGGUGUUAUACAUUUUAAUAGUAUUUUUAAUUGUCUGAUACAAACAUAGUUAUUUUAAGUCAUACAUUUUAAUAGUUUUAUUGAUAUUAUUUUUUUUAAAAUGUCGUUUUUUAAAGAAUACAGGAGGGCCCUUGUGUUUAUACAAACUUUCGUUUGUCCAGCUGCUUGUCUUUGGUCCAGCGGUUGUCUUUUUAUACACAUGUCUAUUGUCAACUCCUAACGUCUUCUUGGAUUGAUUACAUUCGUCAGUUCUUUCAUACGUUGAAGCGUCGUACUAUUCUCACUAUCAAUUAACAAACUCAACUCCUUUUCAUAAUAACUAUAACUUUAAUAUCUAAGUAAAUAUAAUAAACAUCCUAUCACUCCAAGGUUCCACUCAAGACUGCCGCACGACUAAAACAUACGUCACAACACGGCAUAGACAAUACGUCACGACUCAGCAUAAAAAUACGUCAUAAAUACAAUGGCGGGAAGAGCGUUCACUAACUAUAAUAGUCAAGCGCGGGAAAAGCGUUCAAUAACUAAUGAACAUAAUAUUGAGUCGCAACAAUUCCUAAUGAACGCUCAACUCGACAUAUCCCCCCUCUUUCAUUUCAGAUUUUACUCAGGGAGUGAAAUCGUCACUAGACAUACAAAAUUUACAUCAAUUACAUCAAGAAGAACCCUUCAGCCAUAUGAAUGGUCCUUAUCAAAAAACAUUAUUUAGGUAUCACUGAAAAUCAAACAGAUUUAUGAUAUACAGCAAUAAAAUAAACAAUCCUUCGUACAUAAUUUUAAAUGGAAUUCAAGAGUUAAAAAUUCAUGUACGACAAUAAAAAUCAGACCAUUGUAAUUGAAUGUCAACAUUAAUUUUCAUUUUUCAUACCAAUAAAAAUAAUUAUAUUUUUAUCUCAAAAAUCAGGGCAAACACAUCAACAUCCUUACUGAAUUUGAAACUAUAACUAAGUUAAUCCAAAUCAUAUUAUCAAAAAGGUGCAUUUUUAAACAAAACCAAUGGUCAUCACUAUAAAAACACAAAACUAUCUAACAUUAAUACAGGUGAGAGAUGUCUCACCACAAUUUAAGCAGCCUUUAUUUGCUCUUAAAUAACACAACUACAGAUGGCGGGACAUAUCUUUUGUCCGUGGAUUUCACAACUUUAUGCUUCAACAUGUUUAUUAUUAUUAGAAUUAUCUCUUCCUGUUCUUUUGACCCGUGGUCAUAACUCAUGUGAAACCUCAGUUUUACAAUACAUAUUUUUAAAUUGUUACAAAAUGAAAAACGAUUCUCAUAAAAAAGAAAUUCAAACAAAUCAGGAACUUCAAAGAAAUCAUGGCAACAGUUCAUUUUAACAGAUUCAUUUUGUUUAACAAUACAAUUAAAAGCCUCACCUCCCAACUCAUGGACCUGACAACUCACCUCCUCUUGAAAAUCAUAAACAAGUGCACCUUUAGAGCUGGCAGCGCUCUCUUUAACACUUUCAACAUUGGUUUCCAACUUAAUGUUAGAGCACUCCUGGCUCUCAAAAUCUGGACAACCUUCACUCACAUUACUUGGGAAUUUAUUUUCAUUACAGCUAUCUGUAACAAUAUGUGAAUUUGAGCAGCCCUGGCUCACAUUUACAGGUGAUUCAUUAUCAUUACAGCUAUCCGUAACAAUAUGAAAAUCUGAGCAGCCCUGGCUCACAUUUGCAGGUGAUUCAUUAUCAUUACAGCUAUCCGUAACAAUAUGAAAAUCUGAGCAGCCCUGGCUCACACUACCUAUUGAUUCAUCAUCAAUACAGCUCUCUGUAAUACUAUAAAAUUUUGAGCAACCCUUGCUCAUAACAACUUGUGAUACAUUUUCAUUGCAGAUCUCUGCAGUAACAUCAAAACCUGAGCACACCUGGCUCACAUUAUCAACUAAUUCAUAUUCAUUACCAGUACAUAUCUCUGUAAAAAUAUCAUUUGAGCAACCUUUGCUCACAUUACACAGUGACUCAUUUACAUCACAAUAAUUAUCAACAACAAUUUUCUCUCCUUCCCCCACCUCAGGGAUUACACUCACCUCAUCAACCUCACACAAAAAAUCAACUUCAGGACUUACAUUAUCUGAUGGCUCACCAUGAGAUACAACAAAAAUCAUGUCCUCAGACAUUAGAACAGGGUUCUCUUUGCUUUCGAGGCAGCCCGUUUCCAUACCAACCAAUUCAUUACAUGCUGUUUCACUGGGACACUCCCCCACAUACGUCCACCUAAGGUCAUUUCCAAUGACUUCUACCUUAUUAAAUUGUGGUCCCCUUUCUUCUUUACAUUGGACUUCCUGGUAUACACCAACUACUUCAACCUCGUUUUGACCUGAAUCUAAAGCUAUAUCUGUACCCUUUGCCACUGGGGGUAUGUCAGCACGGUCAACGUUGUCCCUUUUAACGUUAGCCGACGGAUCAAUUAACAAAUCACUGUCAUUUCCAUUUAAAAAAAUUGAGUCGUCAGCAGAGGCAACAAUAUCAUUUUGUUCCUCAGUAUCUUUAACCAUGAACCGUGGCUGCGAGGCCGGCUCUUGCCUGGGGUCAGGAUCACGAGUAUGUCCACCGUUAUCCACACAUUUGUUUUCACUUACAUUAAUAGAAACUCUAUUAAAAUUUUUAUAGGGAUUCUCACAGUGAAUGCUGGCAAUGCCAUAAUAUAUUUCUUCCCCCUCACUCUCGUCAUCGUCACUGUCGCUAUAAUAAUAUGCCUGUCUCUUUAAAAUAAUUUCCCGUCGUUCAGCCUCUAAUUCCGCCAGUCUAAUUUCUCUAUCAAGUUUAUCUAGUUCAGAUUGUCUCUGAAUCUGUUUAUCUCUAUAUAUACGUUCUUCCUCUCUCUGUCUAUCUAUACGUUCUUUCUUUCUCUGUCUAUCUAUACGUUCUUCCUCUCUCUGUCUAUCUAUACGUUCUUUCUGUCUGGCUCUAAGUUCUUCCUCUCUCUAUGUCUAUAUAUACGUUCAUUCUCUCUCUGUCUAUUUAUACGUUCUUCCUCUCUCUGUCUAUUUAUACGUUCUUCCUCUCUAGCUCUAAGUUCUUGUACUUCAAACUUAACUCUUAUAUACUCCUCUAGGUUCUCUCCCGUAUAAAGAAGUAACACACCCACAUGCCUAAUUUCUUCUAAACUCCAUUUCCUACUGACAUAUCCAGCCAUAGCAAUACAAACUAUGGGUGAUCAUACAAUAAACAAUAAUUAGGUUUAAGGACCAAUCGCAGUCUGUUUAAACUAACUCUAGCAAAAAUCUAAGUUCUACCCAGGUAAAAAAAAUGUUAAUACAGAAGUCAUAAGAAAAUGAAUGCCAACAAUGUUUUAAACAAUAAAAAUCCAACUUGCCUGGUUCGUGGAAAGUCCUAUAGAAUUUAAAUAUUAUUCAAAACACACACUGAGCUUAAUUAAGUGUCAAUGGUUCUUUACUGUCAAUAGUUCUCUCACAAACUUCAAUUGUCCUAUAUGGCGAUCUUGGGAAACAGUCAUUGAGGUGUGGGUGACCGGGACGGGUCACGGGACAUCGGCAGCUCACUGGACAGAACGUAGGCGAAUCGCCGACACUGGACAGUUCGUGGAUAACUCACCAAAACAGGAUCGGGCAUAGGAAGCUUGAUGCGGGACGGGACGUUGGUGGCUCGUUGAAACAGGACAGGGCGUUGUUAAACUGAGUGACCGGACAGGCCACAGGACUUCACAGCUCACUGGACACGAAGUUGGUAGCUCACUACCGACAGGACGUAGAUAACUCGAUACAGGGAAAUGCGUAGUUAAUUCACUGGAACUCAACUGGACGUUGGCGACUUGACGAAGGUCAGGGCUGGGUAUUUCACUGGAACUUGACACGAAGUUGGUAGCUCACUACCGAAGGAACGUAGAUAACUCGAUACGUGGAGGGGCGUAGUUAAUUCACUGGAGCUGAACACGAAGUGGGUAGCUCACUACCGACAGGACGUAGAUAAUUCGAUACAGCGAUGGGCGUAGUUAAUUCACUUGGCUUAAUAAAGUGUCAAUGGUUCUUUACUGUCAAUAGUUCUCUCACAAACUUCAAUUGUCCUAUAUGGCGAUCUUGGGAAACAGUCAUUGAGGUGUGGGUGACCGGGACGGGUCACGGGACAUCGGCAGCUCACUGGACAGAACGUAGGCGAAUCGCCGACACUGGACAGUUCGUGGAUAACUCACCAAAACAGGAUCGGGCAUAGGAAGCUUGAUGCGGGACGGGACGUUGGUGGCUCGUUGAAACAGGACAGGGCGUUGUUAAACUGAGUGACCGGACAGGCCACAGGACUUCACAGCUCACUGGACACGAAGUUGGUAGCUCACUACCGACAGGACGUAGAUAACUCGAUACAGGGAAAUGCGUAGUUAAUUCACUGGAACUCAACUGGACGUUGGCGACUUGACGAAGGUCAGGGCUGGGUAUUUCACUGGAACUUGACACGAAGUUGGUAGCUCACUACCGAAGGAACGUAGAUAACUCGAUACGUGGAGGGGCGUAGUUAAUUCACUGGAGCUGAACACGAAGUGGGUAGCUCACUACCGACAGGACGUAGAUAAUUCGAUACAGCGAUGGGCGUAGUUAAUUCACUGGAACUGAACACGAGGUUAGUAAUUUGAUAACGGGCAGGACGUAGGUGGUUGAUGGAGUUACUGGCGCAUGCAACUCACAUAAACUUGACACACGGUGGCAGCGGGGUUCCGACAUUGAAUUACGGGAACAUGCGACGAUGGUUGUAACUUCACUAAAGUUGAAUAGUAAGAAGGUUCUUGUACUUUACCUCAAGUAUGAAAAUAACGAGGUUCACCAAUCCCGGACGAGAAGCCCCCAUGUCAACUCCUAACGUCUUCUUGGAUUGAUUACAUUCGUCAGUUCUUUCAUACGUUGAAGCGUCGUACUAUUCUCACUAUCAAUUAACAAACUCAACUCCUUUUCAUAAUAACUAUAACUUUAAUAUCUAAGUAAAUAUAAUAAACAUCCUAUCACUCCAAGGUUCCACUCAAGACUGCCGCACGACUAAAACAUACGUCACAACACGGCAUAGACAAUACGUCACGACUCAGCAUAAAAAUACGUCAUAAAUACAAUGGCGGGAAGAGCGUUCACUAACUAUAAUAGUCAAGCGCGGGAAAAGCGUUCAAUAACUAAUGAACAUAAUAUUGAGUCGCAACAAUUCCUAAUGAACGCUCAACUCGACAUAGUCUAUCCUUUUCACAACAGUGGAAGUCACGCUAAUAAAUUGUUUUGUCCACCAAUACCAAGUUGAAUUUCUUCCCGUCUGUUCAAGGGAAGACAAGUCGGAUGAUCAUGAAUUAAAGAAAGCUGCAAUUUUAUACGUAGGUGGCACCCAACACAGUUGCGCUAAUAUACAUAGGUCAAAACUUGUUCGUCCCAAUUGAACACACUCAACAAUGUUUUUCCUAAAUAAAUUAUAACGUACUGGUGUCGUAAUGGUUAAAUUAACUUAUUGUUAAUGAGUUUGGUGUUAUCUUGAUACAGUGGCCAGGGCACCAAAUCCUACAAAUACAAUAACAGUAAAUAAAACAAAUUUCCAUAUCGUUUCAUCCAGUUCUCUUUGGUCUGGAAAAAACGCAAUGAAACCAUCCUGAAAAUUAAGAAUAAUACAUAUAGUUAUAGUAUGAUCUAUGUUUUUUCUUUGUGUCCAACGAUAACGUAUAAUUUCCAGACUGAAAGCCUUGCCUAGGGCGCCUAAACUAGUAAUUUGUAUUAACUAUACUAUAGUCUUUAGGUCUACUUAAAACUAUAAAAAAUAAAAUAAUUACCCAUCCUCCAUUGUCGAGAAUCCAUUUUCCAAGUUUGUUAGCAACAUAUUUUCCAACAAAUAAGGCAAACUUCUUUUGGUAAGGUAUGGACCUCGAAGAAUAGGAUUCAUUUAUGUUAUCAGAUUGUUCAUUUUUAUUAUGGUCAAUGUAAUACUUGACAACUCGUGCAGCAAAGGCAUAAACAGCAACAAGCCUUCCCCAGUUUACUUGUCCAUCAGCAAAGAUUUCAUCCGCAACAAUAACAAAAGUUGGAAAUGCAUUUGUUUCAUCUGGUUUUAGUCUGUUGACCAGCCCUGUAAAAAUUAAAUCAUGCCGAUCUGACAGCUCUUUCACAGUACGCCGUAAGGUGCGACAAUAUUUAUUGCGAGGCUUUUUAGGAUUCACUUGAUCAAAAUUAAUAAGUAAAUCUCCUGCUAUAGACUCUGCCUCACGACAAAUUUUAUCCAACGGUGAGUUGGAGAAUGUCUGGGGACUAGCUUCCAUCACGCUUGCAAUAUCGACUUAUAGUGUUAUGUAUCACUUUUCCACACUUGGAACACAAAAAAUUAAGUAAAAACGAAGCGGCUAUAAGAAAAAAAGCCACUUUAAAGUUUAAAUUUAGAUUGUAAGACAUUUUAAAUCAUGGCCCAUCUCCUCCACAUUAGCAAUCAACUUGUCACCGAUAAAGACAAAAUCUGUUUCUAAGACAUCAAGAAAGUAUUGAAACGAUUGAUCCAAACCCGAGUUAAGCAAAAUAAGCAAAAAUAACUCAGACUGAGUUGUAAUAUUCCUGUGACUCAAAAUGUCCUCCUGCUCAGUGGUGGUAAAAAUGCCCCGUUGAACCAUACCAUUGAGAAUGUAACGGGGAGCUAAGUUAUCCACAAGAAAUGUCCAAUUUUUAAGUAGGAUUGUUUUAUCUGUGUGGUUCAUACUGGUUACUCGCCCGCAACAACACGUGUAGUUUGCGCUGAACCUGAUAGAAUAAAUCCAGAGGUUCUCAACCAAUGAAGCGGGUCAAAUGUUAAACGGUUCUCUCAUCUAUCCUAUAACUCGAUUAUUUUCUCUUUAGUCUAGUUCACAAAGGGUUCGUAUCGCAAAAUCAAGUCUCUUUAACUUUGCAACCGUGUGGGACACCGGGAUUUUCACAAGUGCAGAAGUCACGAAGGUUACUCUAGCAAACGCUUGGCACAGAUGUGCCUUCCCAUCUCUACCCCACAGCUCGACUCUAAUCCUUUUCCCAACCACCGCUCAACAAAGUACCCUUCCUUUCCCGACCCAACUUUACGAGGGCCAUCUUGUUCGUCUCACAGGGACGCUUAAAUUUGUUUCCCCACCACACCUUAAAAAUGUUUACAAAUGCAAACUUUACGACAUGUCCAGCUACCACAUCAUAACACCCCAUUUGUGUUUUGUCUUGUUUCUCAACUAACUUUCUGUCUGACUUACCAACUGCGGGGACAUCUGGAUUUUUUCAAAGGCAGUUUUUAAUUUUCUCAAAUCAAGUUUUUUAAAGUUCUCAAAUUAAACUUUUAAUCUUUACCACGCAGUGUUUUAAUAGUUACCAUGGAACUUUUAAUUGUUACCAUGCAGUGUCUUAAGUGUUACCAUGCAAUGUUUUAAGUGUUACCACGCAGUGUUUUAAUAGUUACCAGGCAACUUUUAAUUGUUACCAUGCAGUGUUUUAAUCGUUACCAGGCACCCAUUUCAUUUCAUCGACCCACUCAACCUCUUUCCAUCCAACAUUACCCGUCAAAACUUUACGAUGGUCAUCUACCAUAUCACAUACCAAGUUAGUGUUUUGUCUUCUCUGACCACAGACAUCUGUCUUCGUCUCAUCUAACAGAUAUUCCUACCUCCAUCUUUUUUUUUUUUCUGAUCAUCUCAACUCUUUGAACAUCUCUCAUGCUACCACAGACAAGUCCACAGUCAAACAUUAUUAAUAUGUCCAUCAUUUUAAAACUGCCUUUGAAAAAAUCCAGAUGUCCCCGCAGUUGGUAAGUCAGACAGAAAGUUAGUUGAGAAACAAGACAAAACACAAACGGGGUGUUAUGAUGUGGUAGCUGGACAUGUCGUAAAGUUUGCAUUUGUAAACAUUUUUAAGGUGUGGUGGGGAAACAAAUUUAAGCGUCCCUGUGAGACGAACAAGAUGGCCCUCGUAAAGUUGGGUCGGGAAAGGGAGGGUACUUUGUUGAGCGGUGGUUGGGAAAAGGAUUAGAGUCGAGCUGUGGGGGAGAGAUGGGAAGGCACAUCUGUGCCAAGCGUUUGCUAGAGUAACCUUCGUGACUUCUGCACUUGUGAAAAUCCCGAUGUCCCACACGGUUGCAAAGUUAAAGAGACUUGAUUUUGCGAUACGAACCCUUUGUGAACUAGACUAAAGAGAAAAUAAUUGAGUUGUAGGAUAGAUGAGAGAACCGUUUAACAUUUGACCCGCUUCAUUGGUUGAGAACCUCUGGAUUUAUUCUAUCAGGUUCAGCGCAAACUACACGUGUUGUUGCGGGCGAGUAACCAGUAUGAACCACAGAGAUAAAACAAUCCUACUUAAAAAUUGGACAUUUCUUGUGGAUAACUUAGCUCCCCGUUACAUUCUCAAUGGUAUGGUUCAAGGGGGCAUUUUUGCCACCACUGAGCCGGAGGACAUUUUGAGUCACAGGAAUAUUACAACUCAGUCUGAGUUAUUUUUGCUGAUUUUGCUUAACUCGGGUUUGGAUCAAUCGUUUCAAUACUUUCUUGAUGUCUUAGAAACAGAUUUUGUCUUUAUCCGUGACAAGUUGAUUGCUAAUGUGGAGGAGAUGGGCCAUGAUUUAAAAUGUCUUACAAUCUAAAUUUAAACUUUAAAGUGGCUUUUUUUCUUAUAGCCGCUUCGUUUUUACUUAAUUUUUUGUGUUCCAAGUGUGGAAAAGUGAUACAUAACACUAUAAGUCGAUAUUGCAAGCGUGAUGGAAGCUAGUCCCCAGACAUUCUCCAACUCACCGUUGGAUAAAAUUUGUCGUGAGGCAGAGUCUAUAGCAGGAGAUUUACUUAUUAAUUUUGAUCAAGUGAAUCCUAAAAAGCCUCGCAAUAAAUAUUGUCGCACCUUACGGCGUACUGUGAAAGAGCUGUCAGAUCGGCAUGAUUUAAUUUUUACAGGGCUGGUCAACAGACUAAAACCAGAUGAAACAAAUGCAUUUCCAACUUUUGUUAUUGUUGCGGAUGAAAUCUUUGCUGAUGGACAAGUAAACUGGGGAAGGCUUGUUGCUGUUUAUGCCUUUGCUGCACGAGUUGUCAAGUAUUACAUUGACCAUAAUAAAAAGGAACAAUCUGAUAACAUAAAUGAAUCAUAUUCUUCGAGGUACAUACCUUACCAAAAGAAGUUUGCCUUAUUUGUUGGAAAAUAUGUUGCUAACAAACUUGGAAAAUGGAUUCUCGACAAUGGAGGAUGGGUAAUUAUUUUAUUUUUUAUAGUUUUAAGUAGACCUAAAGACUAUAGUAUAGUUAAUACAAAUUACUAGUUUAGGCGCCCUAGGCAAGGCUUUCAGUCUGGAAAUUAUACGUUAUCGUUGGACACAAAGAAAAAACAUAGAUCAUACUAUAACUAUAUGUAUUAUUCUUAAUUUUCAGGAUGGUUUCAUUGCGUUUUUUCCAGACCAAAGAGAACUGGAUGAAACGAUAUGGAAAUUUGUUUUAUUUACUGUUAUUGUAUUUGUAGGAUUUGGUGCCCUGGCCACUGUAUCAAGAUAACACCAAACUCAUUAACAAUAAGUUAAUUUAACCAUUACGACACCAGUACGUUAUAAUUUAUUUAGGAAAAACAUUGUUGAGUGUGUUCAAUUGGGACGAACAAGUUUUGACCUAUGUAUAUUAGCGCAACUGUGUUGGGUGCCACCUACGUAUAAAAUUGCAGCUUUCUUUAAUUCAUGAUCAUCCGACUUGUCUUCCCUUGAACAGACGGGAAGAAAUUCAACUUGGUAUUGGUGGACAAAACAAUUUAUUAGCGUGACUUCCACUGUUGUGAAAAGGAUAGACAUGUGUAUAAAAAGACAACCGCUGGACCAAAGACAAGCAGCUGGACAAACGAUUGUUUGUAUAAACACAAGUGUCCUCCUUUAUUCUUUAAAAAACGACAUUUUUUAAAAAUAAUAUCAAUAAAACUAUUAAAAUGUAUGACUUAAAAUAACUAUGUUUGUAUCGGACAAUUAAAAAUACUAUUAAAAUGUAUAACACCCUGUUAUUUUCUACAUGGUGUUGAUGUAUAUACUUUACUAAUAAUCAUCACAACCUAAAAUUUUUAGAACCCUUGUCACUAAAAGUCAUUUACUCCCGUAUCGCUUGCAAUCCCCCUCCCCUCUGUGCACGUGUAAUGUUUGUGUCUACCCUCAAACCCUCGAUCAUUUUCAUCUAAACAAAGGGGUCUAAAUCUUUCUAAUACACUAACCAGUUAAUACACAGACUUCUGCUAUACUAACACCCCUAAUUCCCCCAGUCCAAUAGGUGAGAUCCCUUGUACUAAAACACCUGGGAGCUUUGCCUCCCGUGCCGGUGUCUGCCCAUAGUCUGACGGUUUUCUAGCUCUACCCCGUCUCUGGAAACCGUUAAGUUAGAACUGUCCAGUAAAGGGGUGUUAUGGUAUGUUAGCUGGGCUAACCGGGUAUAAGUUGCGAGUUUUCUUAUCACUAUUUUUUUAAUAUUAAGACAGUCAUGACACAUAACCUUAGAAAUGGGUAUGUGUCCUUAGCCUAGGCUAGCCGGGUUCUCUGCACUCUAUUUGUAAUUAAGUAGGGUUGACUUUUAAAGAUGCUUAGUAAAAAAAAAUUACAUAAUUAAACCCACUUAAAAUAUACAAGAAAACUAAAUAAAAAAAAAAGAAAAAUUACAAUCAAAACACUUUGUGACCCACUUAAAAUAUACAAGAAAACUAUUAAAAAAUAUAAGAAAAAAAAAUACAAUCAAAAUACUUUGAAAACCACUCGUUAGAAAAUUGACCCCCACUCCCCAUAUCCCCUGACUAACGCUGGUUUGCGCGUACAUUCCACGACCCCUACCCCCCCCCCACUACUUAACUACAGGUGGCCCAAUUGAUUUUUUUUUACACGCCAUGCCCGCCCCGUUUACUCCCUGGCCGGUUUAAAUGAUAACGUUACUCACACACGUGUCGAAGGGUCAUGUGUACUUAAUAGCAACAGACCUUGGGAUUUGGAAAACCCAAGCUGGCGCACUGUAAGACUAUGGAAAAAUAUAACUCAAUGGUUCUCGUAUUAUUAAGAAAACUAAUUAAAAAUAUAACCCACCCAGCCUACAAAGUUAAACAACAAAUUGCAAAAACGCUAAUUAGGACCCUACUCGGUCCUCAAAAUUGACAAGAAGAAACUUAAAAAAUCUUUCAUGCGCACAAAACAUAACCCACUAAUCCUAAAAAUUUUAACAAAACACUACAAAAAACGCAAACUAUGAGUCAAUUCGGUCCUCAAACUUGCCAAGAAGAAGCUUAAAACAUCUGUCAUGCGCACAAAACAUAACUCACUAAGCCUAAAAAUUUUAACAAAACACUACAAAAAACGCACACUAUGAGUCAACUUGGUCCUCAAACUUGCCAAGAAGAAAUUUAAAACCACCUGUCCUGCCUACCAAACCAUAUACAAUAGACAAGACAAUUAAUUAAAAUACAAUAAAAUAUAUUAUCAAAACAUUUUGAGAACCCACUGAAAAAAAUGAGAAAUAUUUGAUUACUCAUAAAUAAAAUUCAAUAAACUUAUCCUGUUACAACAGAAUUAUUAAAUAAGAAGAAGAAAACUCGUUAUGAGUCACACAUAAUGAGAACCACUUAUUAGAAAAUCGACUCCGACAUCGUGAUACCCACUUUAAAUAGACAAGAAAACUAAUUAAAAUACAAGAAAACAUAUUAUCAAAAAACUUUGAGAACCUGCUGAAAAUGAGAAAUAUUUGAUUACUCAUCAAAUAAAAUUCAACAAAAUUAUCCUGCUACAACCGAAUUAUUCAAUAACAAAAGAAAACUCGUUAUGUUUCACACCUAAUGAGAACCACUUAUUAGAAAAUUGACCCCGACAUAGUGAUCACCACUUUAAAUAUGUAAGAAAACGAUUUAAAAAUAUAAGAAAACCUAUUAAAAGGCAACCAAAAAUGACCCCCAUACUUUGAGAAUACCUUAAAAUAUACAAGAAAACUAAUUAAAAUACAAGAAAGUAUACAAUCAAAACACUUUGAGAACCCACUAAAAAUUAGAAAUAUUUGAUUACUCAUCAAUAAAAUUCAAUAAAGUUAUCCUGUUACAAUCGAAUUAUUCCAUAACGAGAAGAAAACUCUUUAUGAUUCACACCUAAUGAGAACCACUUAUUAGAAAGAAAAAAAAUGAUAACCACUCAAUCGAAAAUUGACGAGAAGAAACUUAAAACAUCUGUCAUGCGCACAAAACAUAACUCACUAAACCUAAAAAAAUUAAACAACACACUACAAUAACUCUAAUUAGGACCCUACUCGAUCCUCAAACUUGCCAAGAAGAAGCUUAAAACCACCUGUCCUGCCUACCAAACCAUAUACAAUAGACAAGAAAACUAAUUAAAAUACAAGAAAAUAUACAACCAAAACACUUUGAGAACCCCCUGAAAAUGAGAAAUAUUUGAUUACUCAUCAAUAAAAUUCAAUAAAGUUAUCCUGUUACAACCGAAUUAUUCCAUAACGAGAAGAAACAUCGUUAUGAUUCACACCUAAUGAGAACAACUUAUUAGAAAAUCGACCCCGACAUCGUGAUAACCACUCUAAAUAUACAAGAAAACUAAUUAAAAAUAUAAGAAAACCUAUUAAAAGGCAACCAAAAAUGACCCCCAUACUUUGAGAAUCACUUAAAAUAGACAAGGAAACUAAUUAAAAUACAAGAAAAAAAAUAUACCCAAAACACUAUGAUAACCACUUAAAUUGAUUACAUUGAAUGAUAUAAUAAAAUUAAUAUAAAAUACGAAUCCCUCUUUUGUCUUCUUUUUAAAAUAAUUUUAAAAUUAAUCAACUUAAUUACAAAUCAAUAAUAUUAGGCAUGCACAAAUUAAGCAAUCAAAUAUAGCCUUGUACAACAGUACAAAUAUAAUCAAUUCAAUAUAAUUACACUCGUACAACAACAGAAAGCAAAGGGAGGUCACUUUUAUAAGACCAUUACAAAAAAAGUAAUUAUCGGGUUAUUCCCCUUUGGAGGAGAACCUCCUCCCAAGUUCCUCCAAAAUACUAAUUGAUUUGACCUUACUACACUACUUAAGUACCACAUUUCCCAUAAUGAGUUUAGCUGCGGCAUUUCUCGUAAUGAGUCUAGCUGCGAACUUUCCCGUAUUGAAUCUAACUGCCAAUUUUCCCGUAAUAUGUCUAGAUGUGACAUUUCCCGUGUGAGUCAAGCUGCGACAUUUCAUGUAAUGUAUCAAGCUACGAAAUUUCCUGUAAUGAGUCUAGCUGCCACAAUCUCGGAAUGAGUCUAGCUGUGACAUUUCCCGUAUGAGUCUAGCUGCCACAUUUCUCGUAAUGAGUCUAGCUGCUCUCUAGAUUGUAGCAGUCCUAUCCAUGGAAAUGAAAAUCUGAACAUGGAAUUCUGCUAUUCAUUUAUUAUAGUUGGUGAACUAAAUCAGUGAACUAAAUCAGGGAAAAACACUUUGAAAUAAAUCAGUGAACUAAAUUAGUGAAUUAAAUCAGUGAACUCGAUCAGAGAACUAAAUCAGUGAACUAAAUCAGUGAACUAAAUCAGUGAACUAAAUCAGUGAACUAAAUCAGUGAACUAAAUCAGUGAACUAAAUCAGUGAACUAAAUCAGUGAACUAAAUCAGUGAACUAAAUCAGUGAACUAAAUCAGUGAACUAAAUCAGUGAACUAAAUCAGUGAACUAAAUCAGUGAACUAAAUCAGUGAACUAAAUCUGUGAACUAAAUAUGUGCUUAACUUCGGUACUAACAUAAAUUUGAUGUACACUCUUAUUUGCUCUCUAACAUAAACAAGAAAAUAACUUUCUUUAAAGAUGCAGUCAAAGAAAAUUGUUUUCUACACUUAACGACGGAUUCACCAUCAAACGACUUAUUGUAUCCUAGUGAUUCACCAUAAAAUGAAGUAUUGUAUCCUAGUGAUUCACCAUGAAAUGACGUAUUGUAUCCUAGUGAUUCACCAUCAAAUGACGUAUUGUAUCCUAGUGAUUCACCAUAAAAUGACAUAUUGUAUGCUAGUGAUUCACCAUAAAAUGAAGUAUUGUAUCCUAGUGAUUCACCAUGAAAUGACGUAUUGUAUCCUAGGGAUUCACCAUAAAACGACAUUGUUUCCUAGUGAUGCAUCGACGACUUUGGUCACAGUAGCGUAGCGAUUAAGACAACGUCGUCCCGGGCGGCCGGCCUCAAGACAUGACCAAACCCUGGCCAAUUGACCAAAAUAUUUUGAGUAGCCUUCCUCUACCUCAGGCAAUUCCAGUCUGCCUUGGCAUAAAUUAAGAUCUCGUAUGAUCUGUUUCGAAAGCCCUCCUCCAAUACAUUAACCAAGGGGUCACCAAAGUACGGCUCGGGGGCCGUAUCCAGCCCACGAUGCCGACUGUACUUGAAUUUGCUGAAUGAAACCUAUGGGACACGAAACGUUGUGAUGCAAUUUAAAUUUCAAUCUUAUGUUUAGAAUACUAAGAGAUCCUCACACAAUCAAUGACCUCUUGGCUGCUAUACGCCUUAAAUUUACCAUUUGAAUUUUAAAUUAUUUAAUCUAUAUUUUCUUGUUUACAGCUGACAUUUUUUACACUUAAAAUCUUACAAUAUCGUCUCAAAAUCGUACAAUACAGUAUUUUAAUAGUAAAUAAAUCAACAUACACUAGAUAUGCUGAAUAAAAUAACUAAUCACAUCGCAGUGCCAAGUGAGAUCAAUUUAAGCUGGCAUCAAAAGAAUUUAACUACUAAAAGUAGUUGACCGACGUUUAUAUUGCAAUAAGCGGUCACUAUGAUUUGUGGACGGCUAUUUACCAUAGAUAUUUAUUUAUACUGAUAGGACGUAAAGAUCACAUUAUCACAGCCUGCUACUUGUAAAAAUAAAGUUAAUGGUGAAAUUUAACGUGGUUCAAACUCGAUGUCAGAUCAGCAUAAAACAAGAUGUACUUAAAUAAAAAUUAAUACACAAAUGAAGACAUCAUUUAAAAACACCUACUUGGUAACUAAAGAUUUUUUUUUUAGGAAAGCUCGUUUAAAAAAGAAUCAGUAUUAUUAAGCCUGUUCCCGAGCAUUAUAAUAUUAAAAUUUGGUGCGACUUAUAUCUACGAGGAAAAAUUUAAAAGAAUGAUGUAUGUAAAGUCAACACGUCGAGCGAGACUGACUGAUAAUCAUUUGAAAACAAUUUUCUUGAUUGCAUACAGCAAUGCCAAACCAAACAUUGAUGAUAUCUUGAAAAUCCAAACAUCAUUUCACAAAUCUCACUAACCUGUUUUCUUGCUUAGUUUGUUAGAUACUAUCUUUGACGUAACUACCUGUUUGCUAAAAUCGCCCUAUCAAAUAAAUAUGAUGAAUGUCUUUUUUUCUGUUCAUUGCAGGCCACUCACCCAUGAUUAACAUGGAACACUAAUCUUAGUUUGUUUUUUUUUUCCCCAGAGAUUUCCUAAUGGCUUGCAAUUAUUGUACAUAAUGAUUCUACGGCCCGUGCUAAGUCAAUAUUGUACAUAAUGAUUCUACGGCCCGUGCUAAGUCAUUAUUGUACAUAAUGAUUCUACGGCCCCUGCUAAGUCAUUUUGUUACAUAAUGAUUCUACGGCCCGUGCUAAGUCAUUAUUGUACAUAAUGAUUCUACGGCCCGUGCUAAGUCAUUUUGUUACAUAAUGAUUCUACGGCCCGUGCUAAGUCAUUAUUGUACAUAAUGAUUCUACGGCCCGUGCUAAGUCAUUAUUGUACAUAAUGAUUCUACGGCCCGUGCUAAGUCAUUAUUGUACAUAAUGAUUCUACGGCCCUUGCUAAGUCAUUAUUGUACAUAAUGAUUCUACGGCCCGUGCUAAGUCAUUAUUGUACAUAAUGAUUCUACGGCCCAUGCUAAGUCAUUAUUGUACAUAAUGAUUCUACGGCCCUUGCUAAGUCAUUAUUGUACAUAAUGAUUCUACGGCCCGUGCUAAGUCAUUAUUGUACAUAAUGAUUCUACAGCCCGUGCUAAGUCAUUAUUGUACAUAAUGAUUCUACGGCCCGUGCUAAGUCAUUUUUGUCCGUAAUCGUGCCCGCUGUGAAAAAAGUUGGUGAGCGUUGCAUUCACGUAGAUCUUUAAUCCACAGCCGACGUAAGGAUGCAAAGCAGUCGAAAAUUCUGGCGAACCACGGACGAGAAGUAUGAGGUCAAGAAACGAGACUUGAAGAAUCUGAUGAGACUGGAGGAAAGAUGUCACUCGUCAAUGAUUGACAUUAUCAAAGUCAAAUCAGCUGUGGCAUUGGUACGGCCUUUUUACAUGUUGGUACAGGCAUACUAUCCAUUGGUACAGCCUUACUACACAUUGGUACAGCCUAACUACACAUUGGUACAUCCUUACUAAACUUUUGUACAUUUAUACAAUACAUUUUACGACCAUAUACACAUUGGUACGGUGAAACUACACAUUGGUACAGCCUUACUAAUCAUUGGUACAGUCUUACUACACAUUGGUACAUCCUUACUACACAUUGGUAAUCCUUACUACACAUUGGUACAGACUUAUUACACAUUGGUAGUCUUACUACACAUUGGUACAUUCUUACUAAACAUUGGUACAGCCUUAAUACACAUUGGUACAGCCUUAAUACACAUUGGUACAGUCUUACUACACAGUGGUACAUCCUUACUAUACAUUGCUGUAGUCUUACUACACAUUGGUAAAGCCUUAAAAGACAUUUGUACAAGUCUUGUUACGCAUUGGUACAGUCUUACUACACAUUGGUUCAACCUUACUACACCUUGGUGCAGCCUUACUACACAAUGGUACAGUCUUAAGACACAUUGGUACAGCUUGACUACACAUUGGUAAAGUAUUACUAUACAUUGGUACAUCCUAACUACAGAUUUGUAGAUUUUUACUACACAUUGGUAUAUCCUAACUACACAUUGGUACAGCCUGACUAUACAUUGGUAAAGUAUUACUAUACAUUGGUACAUCCUAACUACAGAUUUGUAGAUUUUUACUACACAUUGGUACAUCCUAACUACACAUUGGUACAGCUUUACUACACAAUGCUACAUUUUUACUACACAUUGGUACAGUUUAACUACACAUUGCUACAGUCUUACUACACAUUGGUACAGUCUUAGUUCGUAUUCGUAAAGUUUUACACCACAUUGGUACAUCCUAGCUAAAAAUUGGUACAUCCUUACUACACAGGGGUACAAUCUUAUAACACAAUGGUACAAUCUUACUACACAUUGGUAGUCUUACUACAUAUUAGUACAGCCUUACUACACAUUGGUACCAACUUACUAGACAUUUAUACAGCCUCAUUACACAUAGGUACAGCCUUACUGCACGUUGGUACAGCCUUACUACACAUUGUUAUAGCCUUACUACACAUGAUACAGUUUUACUUCACAUUGGUACGUCGUAACUACACAUUGGUACAGUCUUACUAAACGUUGGUACAGUCUUACAAUACAAUUUAGUCUUACUAGACAGUGGUACAUCAUAACUAAACAUUGGUACAGACUUACUUAACAUUGGUGCUUUCUUACUACACAUUGCUAUAGCCUUACUACAUAUUUUUAAAGCCUUACUACACAUUUGCAUAGACUUCCUACAUAUUGGUUAAGCCUUACUAUACAUUGGUACAGCCUUACUACAUACCGGUUUAGCCUUACUAUACAUUGGUACAACAUUACUACACAUUGGUACAGCCCUAAUACACAGUCGUACAACCUAAUAAAAUUUGGUUUCACGUUACUACACAUUGGUACAGCCUUACUACAAUUGGUAAAGCCUUAAUACACAUUGGUAUAGCCUUAGUACACACUGGACCAGUCUUACUACACAUUGGUAAAACCUUACUACAAAUUGGAACAGCCUUAGUUCACAUUGGUAUAGCCUUACUAUACAUAGGUACAUCAUUACUAAACAUGGUAUAGCCUUACUACACAUUGGUACAGCCUUACUACACAUUGAUAAAGCCUUACUACACAUUGGUACAGCCUUACUACACAUUUACAACCUUACUACACAUAGGUAGACUUAUCACACUUUAGUACAGUCUUACUACACAUUGGUACAGCUUUACUACACAUUGAUACAGUCUUACUACACUUUGGUACAGCUUUACAACACAAUGCUAAAUUCUUACUACACAUUGGUACAGUCUUACUGCACAUUGGUACAGUCUUAUUACACAUUGGUAGAGCUUUACUACACAUUGGUACAUUCUAUCUACACAUUGGUACAGACUUACUAUACUUUGGUACAUCCAUCCUACUAAUUGGUACAGCCUUACUCGACACUGGCACAUCCUUACUGUAAAUUGGUACAGCAAAUAAUUACAUUGGUAGUCUUACUACAAAUUGGUACAGUCUUAGUACACAUUGGUACAGCCUUACUAGACAUUUAUACAGCCUUAUUACACAUAGAUACAGCCUUACUGCACGUUUGUACAGCCUUACUACAAAUUGAAACAGUCUUAAUACAUAUUAGUACAGUCUUACUACACAUUGUUACAAUCUUACUACACAUUGGUACAUCCUAACUACACAUUAAAGCAGUCUUACUACACCUUGGUAUAGCCUUAAUACAAAUUGGUACAGUCUUAUUGCAUAUUGGUACAGUCUAACUACACAUUUUUAGUAUUACUACACAUCUGUUACAACUUACUACACAUUGGUACAUCCUUACUACACAUUGGUACAAUUUGACUACACAUUGCUACAGUCUUACUACACAUUGGUACAUUCUUACUACACAUUGGUACAACCUUACUAAACAUUGGUACAGUCUUUCUACACAUUGGUAAGUCUUACUACACAUUGGUAAAGUCUAACUACACAUUUGUAGUCUUACUACUUUUUUUUGCCUUACUACACAUUGGUACAGUCUUCCUACACACUGGUACAUCCAUAGUAAGUACACAUUUAUACAUCCUUACUACACAUUGGUACAGUUUUACUACACAUCAGUACAGCCUAACUACACAUUGGUACAGCCUAACUACACAUUGGUACAGUCUUAAUACACAUUUUAAAGCCUUAGUACACUUUGGUACAAUCUAACUACACAUUGGUAGUCUUAAUAAACAUUGGUACAUCCUUACCACACAUUGUUACAGCCUUCCUACACAUUAGUACAGCCUUACUACUAAUUGGUACCUUCUUACUGCACAUUGGUACAACCUUACCACACAUUGGUACAUUCUUAAUACACAUAGGUACAUUCUUAGUACACAUUGGUAGUCUUACUACACAUUGGUACAGCCUUACUACACAUUGGUACAGCCUUACUACACAUUGGUACAGCCUUAGUACACAUUGGUACAGCCUUACUACACAUUUGUACAGCCUUACUACACAUUGGUACAGCCUUAGUACACAUUGGUACAGCCUUACUACACAUUGGUACAGCCUAACUACACAUUGGUACAUCCUUACCACACAUUGGUACAGCCGUAGUACGCCAAAAAGCGUGUGAUAGAAUUUUGUUGAUAAAAAUAAUGGUUUUCAGAGUGGGGUUUGGCUUAAAAAUGAAUCAAUUUCAUAUGGCAACAAAACUCUAGCUACGCCUUUGCAAGUGGGGUGGUUGGGUGGUCAGCCCUGGUUUCACUUUUAUUUAUAUAGAGGGGCGGGAAUUUAUGAUAAAUUAGAAAUUGUAUCAUUAAAUGGAGCGUGGUAUAAAUCUAGGGCUGGCACUAAAUUUAGCCACUCCACUAGUCUGUGUAUCUAUCAGCACUAACACCAGCUACUCCACUAGGAGUUAUUAAUAAGUGUUAAAUAACAAGUGCUAACAAAAAAGUGCUAACUAACAAGUGCUUACUAGGAAGUUCUUACUAGGAAGUGCUAACUAAAAAGUGCUAACUAACAAGUGCUUACUAACUAAUUUAAGAAAAUCAGCGAACACCGAGCCGAGGCUCAUAUGGUCCUCCCCAACGCACCACCCCGCCUACCAAAUCGGCCGUCAACCACUCCCCCAGUGGUCUUUAUUUCGAUCGGGCCGUGAAGCGGCACGCCGGGGAUAUUCCGCCCCUAAGACCGCCACGCCCGACCUCCACUCGACUGGCCGCUGAGCGUGGCAGCCCCAGAGAAGAAACACCUGGCCAGCCGGGCUGUUGCUCACGCAGCAACAGGGCCGGACUUUCUAGGGGUUGGGGUGGAUAUAUUUAACGUCUCUAAAGUCCCCCUUACCACCCCGGGGGGACCGCGUAGUUGUUUAGACCGACGCCCUCUACUAGGGUUUGUAUGGUUAUUCUACGGCGCAACUAAUUCACACCGUAGAUGGGAGAGAGAGGUUGCCUGGGAGCAGUACCCUCAAGACUGCAUAUAUAGAAUCAUCGGUGAAAGGCUGCCACACACCUUCACCUCAUAUCCAUACGGCAACUGUAAUCAUGUCCCAACAUGUUUCUGCGUUUAGUAAAAUAAUUCGACUGCACUUGGUGGGAAGCCAUGCAGUCGUGCUCGCUCUAACGCAGUCUCCGUGCGUUACCCCUGCCUUGCGGCACAGGUCCCCUUUACGGUGGUAAUGUCACUAGGGUAACGUUCCAGGGGUUGUGGCCGAACGCCUCUUGGUCGACAUGUUAUUUAAGAGCAUGCCGGCUAGAGCCCUAGCGGGAACAACAAGUGCUUACUAAGAAGUUCGAACUAACAAAUGCUAACUAACAAAGAGUUUACUAAGAAGUGCUAACCAACAUGUGGUUGCUAAAAAACGCUUACUAUCAAUCGAGUUCUAACAAAGAGCUUAUUAACACGUGCUAACUAACAAGUGCUAACUAACAAGUGCUAACUAAUAAGUGCAAACUACAAAUGCUAACUAACAAAGUGCUUACUAACAAGUGUUAUCUAAUUAAGUGCCAACUAAUAAGUGCUAUCUAACAAAGAAUUUACCAAGAAGUGCUAAUUAACAAGUGAUAUCUAAAACUAUCAAACUAUCUAAAAAAACAGCCUUCUAACAAGUUUUAACUAACAAGUGCUAGAGCCUCAAGUAAGGUAAAUCCGGCCCCCACAGUAGUCAUCUUUAGUCAUACAAUUUCCUGCUCAUAAUUUAUUAACGCUGAAAUUUCAAACCAUAUUUAGCUUGAACGAUACAGUGUGUCACCAAGAUAGUGCACCAUAUUAACAUAGAGCACCAUAUUAACAUAGAGCUCAAUAUUAACAUAGAGCACCAUAUUAACAUAGAGCAUCAUAUUAACAUAGUGCAACCAUAUAAACAUAAUGCACAAUAUAUAACCAUAUAAACAUUGCACCUUAUUACCAUGGUGCACCAUAUAAUCAUAGGGCACACAAAUGACAUAGUGUACCAUUUUAACAUAGUGCACUAAAUUAACAUUGUUGAUCACCUUAAAAAGUAUGUCAUUCUUAUUUCCCUGACAAACUGUCGUAUCGAUAGUAAGAAGUAAUUAAUUGCAAUUGUCAUAAAUUAUAACUGUAUCGAUCCUUCCCGUCUUUAGCGUUAAAUAUCAUCUCCAAAUGUAGGCACCUAUUCUGUCAAAAGAAUCAUAUCUUCUACAUUAACAUCUCUAGAGACAACUACCCAUAGAAUCAUAUCUUCUACAUUAACAUCUCUAGAGACAGCUACCCAUAGAUUCAUAGCUUCUACAUUAACAUCUCUAGAGACAGCUACCCAUAGAAUCAUAUCGUCUACAUUAACAUCUCUAGAGACAGAAACCCAUAGAAUCAUAUCUUUUACAUUAGCAUCUCUAGAGACAGCUACCCAUAGAAUAGUAUCUUUUACAUUAACAUCUCUAGAGACAGCUACUCAUAGAAUCAUAUCUUUUACAUUAGCAUCUCUAGAGACAGCUACCCAUAGAAUCAUAUCUUUUACAUUAACAUCUCUAGAGACAUCGGCAUCCUUCCGUCUCGUGAGACGAUGGUGCAUCACCGUUUGGUUGGGUUGCAUUUUCUCGAGUGGCUGUGCAGUCGUAUCCUUGAGUGACAGUCUUUACCACAGUUUUUGCACACGAGUUCCGUGCUUCUAAAUGUUUUGGCCUUUCUCCUAGCUCUUCUGUCUGCAGCCUCUUCCAUUCUUCGCUCCUCGGCUACCAUGACGCCCUCUUUGACAACUGUGCGCCACGUAGAUCGGUCUUUUGCCUUACACUCCCAGUCACUUGUAUGUAUUUUGGCUGCUUUCAUGUCCCUUUGACAGACAUCUUUAAAUCGCAGACGUGGGCGACCUGUUUUCCUCUUUCCCGAAGCAAGUUCACCAUAUAGGAGGUCUUUCGGAAUGCGGCCGGGACUCAUUCUUUUAACAUGACCUAGCCAUCUCAGGCGUCUUUCACUAAGGAUUGUGAACAUGCUUUGGGUAUUCGCACGCAUUAGGACCUCACUAUUAGUCACUUUUUCUUGCCAUUUAAUACCAAGGAUGCGACGCAGGCAUCUCAUAUGGAAGCUAUUAAGCUUGCGCUCUUGGGAUGUAUAGGUGGUCCAUGUCUCGCUCCCGUAUAGUAGUGUACUGAUGACACAAGCUCGAUAGACGCACAGUUUGGUUUUCUCCGUUAGCUUGGUGUUUUGCCAGACCCGUUUAUUUAGCUUAGCCAUUGUGGCAGCUGCCUUGCCGAUUCUGCUGUUAAUUUCUUCUUCAAUGGACAGUGUGUUGGAGACCUUGGACCCCAAGUAGGUGAAGCUGUCCACAACCUCCAAGUUUUCGUUAUCGAUUUUUAUGUUAGGUGGAGGUUGAGUGUCUUGGGCCAUGAUGUUUAUCUUUUUCAAGCUGAUUUGCAGACCAAAUUCUUUGCAGGCAUUGGAGAAGCUUGACACGAGUUGUUGCAAACCAGUUUCUGUGUGUGCUGUUAGAGCCGCAUCAUCCGCAAAUAGUAGCUCGCGAAUCAGGACAUCUGUCGUUUUGUCUGUCUAGAGACAGCUACCCAUAGAAUCAUAUCUUCUACAUUAACAUCUCUAGAGACAGCUACCCAUAGAAUCAUAUCUUCUACAUUAACAUCUCUAGAGACAGCUACCCAUAGAAUCAUAUCUACUACAUUAACAUCUCUAGAGAAAGCUACCCAUAGAAUCAUAUCUUCUACAUUAACAUCUCUAGAGACAGCAACCCAUAGAAUCAUAUCUUCUACAUUAGCAUCUCUAGAGACAGCUACCCUUAGAAUCAUAUAAACUACAUUAACAUCUCUAGAGACAGCUACCCAUAGAAUCAUAUCUUUUACAUUAACAUCUCUAGAGACAGCUAGCCAUAGAAUCAUAUCUACUACAUUAACAUCUCUAGAGACAGCUACCCAUAGAAUCAUAUCUUUUACAUUAACAUCUCAAGAGACAGCUACCCAUAGAAUCAUAUCUACUACAUUAACAUCUCUAGAGACAGCUACCCAUAGAAUCAUAUCUACUACAUAAACAUCUCUAGAGACAGCUACUCAUAGAAUCAUAUCUUCUACAUUAACAUCACAGAAUCAUUUAUACUACAUUAACAUCUCUGGGGACAAUUAUUCCAUAGAACGAAAGCAUUGCUAAAAGAAGCUGAAUUCAGCCAUUUUUCAUUUAGGAACAACUCAACUUUUGGACAGAUAAGUAUGAAAGUGACAAAGAGCAGAUUGUGGCAGAGUUGGACAUAUUAAAAGAGAAGAGACAAGUUGGACUGGACAGAAUGGAGGUCAUCGAUUUUCUCACCAAACAGUAUCUGCCAAUCGUGGAGGACCACAGGUCAGCAUCGGGGGUGUAA